Staurois parvus is the source of this 340-nucleotide messenger RNA. NCBI's taxonomy places the organism in Eukaryota, Metazoa, Chordata, Amphibia, Anura, Ranidae. The record is from the annotation of a GenBank genome assembly.
AUCAUCUAGGACACAGGUGUCAAACUGCUGGCCCUCCAGCUGUUGCUAAACUACAAGUCCUAUGAGGCAUUGCAAGAUUGACAGUUACAAGCAUGACUCCCAAAGGUAGAGGCAUGAUGGUACUUGUAGUUUUGCAACAGCUGGAGGACUGCCAGUUUGACACCCCUGAUCUAGGAGCAAGGGUGUCAAACUGGCGGACCUCCAGCUGUUGCCAAACUACAAGUCCCAUGAGGCAUUGCAAGAUUGACAGUUAAAAGCAUGACUCACAAAGGCAGAGGCAUGAUGGGACUUGUAUUUUCACAACAGCUGGGGGGCCGCCAAUUUAACACCCCUGCCCUAG